Molecule: messenger RNA, 504 nt
Organism: Charadrius vociferus (killdeer)
Lineage: Eukaryota; Metazoa; Chordata; Aves; Charadriiformes; Charadriidae
Gene: TSPAN10
Product: tetraspanin 10
Cellular component (GO): membrane
Source: RefSeq, a predicted model, not a curated record
GCCGUGCUCGCCUUCGUGGGGCUGGAGGUGCGGGGGGGGCUGCUGCUGCUGGCGGUGCGGCACCGGCUGCGGGAUGCCCUGCGGGACGCCCUGCUCCUCUGCCUCCUGCGCUACCAGGAGGAACCCGACCUGCAGUUCUUAGUGGACGAGGUGCAGCGGAGCCUGCGGUGCUGCGGACUCGACUCCUACCGCGACUGGGAGACCAACCCGUACUUCAACUGCAGCGCCCCGGGAGUGCAGGCGUGCAGCGUCCCUGCCUCCUGCUGCCUGGACCCCUGGCAGAACGGCACUGUCACCAACACCCAGUGUGCCUUUGGGGUCCUGCGCCUGGGGGACGCGCGCGUGCACCUGGGGGGCUGUGUGGCACAGCUCAGCGCCUGGUUCCGUGACCAGGCGGGCGGCAUCGCGGCCAGCGCGGCCGUGCUGGUGCUGGUUGAGGCUGCCGGUGUGCUCAUGGCGCUGAAGAUGCUCAGAGACAUCGCGCCUGUCGGGGCACGGGACUGA